AUGAAAGUUAAUAGGCAUCUAGUACCAAGCGAGAUUCCAGCUGGGAAAGACAGCCCGGACGGGGCGGCUAUUGCAGAGAGCUCUGACGUGGCGCCGGAAUGGGUCGUCGUGAAGUUUCAAGAUGAUCGGCAGAAACGUGUACGAGUGGGAACAAGGGUUGGAGACGAUCCGGAGUUGGCGCCCUUCGCUGGCAAGAUCAAGGUCGACGGAUUUGAGCCAACGCUCGUCCUCUUCUCCAACCACCAGUUUUCACCUGGCGACAGCUACACAAUCGUGGAAGGUAUGUAA
Messenger RNA from Klebsormidium nitens, 288 nucleotides. Lineage: Eukaryota; Viridiplantae; Streptophyta; Klebsormidiophyceae; Klebsormidiales; Klebsormidiaceae. The record is from the annotation of a GenBank genome assembly.